UUAACGUGAAAAUGGAGGAGCUAACCGAAGAAAUUAGACUUGUUAAAUCACGAUUGGAAAAAGAAAAAUCUAACGCGGAUAGCAUGGAAAUGCUGCGUAAAGAACUGAAUGAGAUGAAGGAGGCUUUAUUUCAGUUUAAGGAACAAUUUAAUUGUUUAAAAUACACACCAAUGGCACCUAUUCAAAUGCCUUGUUUGCCACCUCCACCACCACCGCCGCCGCCACCGCCACCACCGCCACCACCACUAUUAUCAACAGCAGUUUCUAAUCCACUGAAGAUUUCGAAGGAAAGCAAAACCAAAACUCCUACUGACAAUUCUAGGCCUGUAAUAUCACUGGAUGAUAUUUUGAAAGUAAAACUUAAGAAAACAUCGGAUCGUCCUAACGCUUUAACGACGUCACGUCGCCUCUUCAAGCCUGCGAUCACAUCGGACGUGUUCAGACAGGUGAAGCUACGACCAUCGUCAUGCCCCUCCCGCCGAGGCAGUUCAGACGCGGGGCCUCCCCUGGCCUCCACCAGCCCCCGCUCGAGCCUCCGCAGGUUACUAAUAAACGACGAUUCACUGUUUAGGUUCAAACGAUUGCGAAAAGUUGGUGGGUACAGUUUCGAUUCCGUUCACAGGGGAAAUUUCGUCAUUAAAAGAGAGAGAAACGGCAGCUGAAAGGGUGGUCACGGGCCAGAAUUUUAUAGAUCUAAUUUUAUUUUAUCGUACUGUUAAUUUUAAGGGUCUUUUAUAACGGGUGCUGCAAUAUAUUGUUUUAAUAUUUCUCGACCGAGUGAUUUUUGACAGAGUUGUGUGUAUUUUAUGUAUUUCGUUCGUUUUUAAUUAUUAUUAUUAUUAUUUCUAUUAU
This is a messenger RNA of Anoplophora glabripennis (Asian longhorned beetle), 852 nucleotides long. RefSeq names its product formin-binding protein 4-like. Lineage: Eukaryota; Metazoa; Arthropoda; Insecta; Coleoptera; Cerambycidae. The transcript has 3 exons. The record is from RefSeq and is a predicted model, not a curated record. Bases 12 to 662 code for a protein of 216 amino acids.